Trypanosoma brucei brucei TREU927 is the source of this 696-nucleotide messenger RNA. RefSeq lists its product as hypothetical. NCBI's taxonomy places the organism in Eukaryota, Euglenozoa, Kinetoplastea, Trypanosomatida, Trypanosomatidae. The record is from RefSeq and is a predicted model, not a curated record. The transcript has a single exon. The coding region runs from base 1 to 696 and encodes 231 amino acids.
AUGGUGAUGAAGGCUUUCCCCCUUUCCCUGUUAGCGGCAACCACUGUGUUAUUACUGCUGCUUCCUGUUCCUGGUAGGUGUGCUGAUUGCUUUGCUCAUUCAAAUGAUUACUCCACUCCCGGGGAGCCGUUCGGCAAAUCGAAGCACACAAUCACCUUAAGUGGUGGGAACUGGGGCACUGUCAUAGGCAGUGACGGAAAUGCACUAAAGACGGCCCUUCUACUUGACAUUUACGCUCAAAUACUGCGACGGCAUGCUUUUAACACUUCCGUCACCGUCGACGAUAUGCGACAGGGAGAGCAUGGCAUGGAAGCUGAAGUAACCGUUACACAGGUUUUGUUGACUGAUGUCCCUAGGGCCGACUUGCAGCAUACAUGGAAUCCCAACGAAAUAACAUCGUUGUUAAUGCAAGGGGUGUACAAACACACAAAAGAUAAACACGAUCCGCAUUCAGACGUCCAUCUCGUUAGUGUCAGACUCCCCGCUGCGACUACAGAGCUCCACAAGUGUGGGAAGGCCUGUUGGACUGUUCGGUUAAUAGGCAUCUUUAUAGGGAUAGCCAUGAUUCUCAUUGCAGCAUACACUAUAUUCAUAACGCGUAAAUGGGAAAAGCAAGCGGAAAAAGAACCGGAUGACGACUCUUCGCGGGAACCAUUGCCAGAACAAGAACAGAGGAGGUCGAGAACACGCGUGUAG